UUGGAGCAAAGUCAUUGUGCCACUUGUGCUGUUCUAUUAUGAACGAAUGCGCUUAUGUUGCAUUUCGCGAUAAGAUGUCUAUCGUUCCGCAAAUAGAUCCAAUAUUGGGCUGCCAACUUUCGAGAGCGAUGAUGCCUCCAAAUUUAACCAAUUUGUACUUACUUAUCAUGCUUCUCUGGAUCCAAGUUUUACCAUGUGCAGGCAAUGCUCCAGUGCAUGGUAUCCGACAAACGCAAUCUGAACCCGUUGGCACCAUUGUAUGGAACCCGUGUAACGAGCCUGACGACCUACCAGGCACUGACUGCGGAUACAUAAUCGUGCCAAAGGAUUAUUUGAACGCGAGCGCUGGAACAGCCAAGAUUGCUUUGGGCCGUCUGAAGGCAGAGAGCGAUCGUUUGGGCAGCAUACUAUUCAAUCCAGGCGGCCCUGGCGCAACAGCAAAAUCUGUGAUAACCAAGAAGGGCGAUAGACUUCAGUUGAGGGUCGGGAAACGCUAUGACAUUAUUGGGUUCGAUCCGAGAGGUAUUGGGGAGACCAUACCAGCUGUACGGUGCUUUGACGACAGCUUUACCUAUAAGGAUUUCCAACGCAACACCAUCCUCGAGCGAAGCUAUGAAUUCGCGUCGAAUCAAACACGUGAAGAUAUAAGGAAACUAUUGAUUCAUCAGGAGAGCGAGGUCGAUGCCCUCCUCAGAACGCAAUAUGCACGCUGCGCCAAGAAAAUGGCUGAUGAAUUAAGAUACAUGGGAACUAGCACUGUAGUUCGCGACAUUGACUUCAUCUCCAAGACACUCGAGGGCGAGGAUGCACUCAUAAACUUCUACGGUGGAUCGUAUGGCUCGGUAAUUGGGCAAUACCUGGUCAAUAUGUUUCCCGACCGCAUUGGACGAGUCUUAAUCGAUGCCAUCUCAGAUGCCACCCUCUGGAGUGGCACCCCACCUUUUCGGUGGUACCGACAAAAGCUGAUAUACUCGGAAGCGGUAUAUAACACCUUCAUCACAGAAUGCUAUCAGGCGGGACCUCAUGCCUGCGCAUUGGCAAGAGAUACAGAUAACUGUCCUGCUGACAUAGAUUCCCGUCUGGAAGGCUUCCAUGACAGUCUGUAUUAUAAUCCUCUUGCGGUUCCCGAUGCUAUCGAGCCUGGCGUCCUCACGGUCGGAAGAUCACGCUUGUAUCUCACAGUGGCACUGGAAUCACCUUCCUCAUGGCCGGAGACAGCACAACUAUUCAAUGAGGCUAUGACUGGAAAUGCGACGAAUCUUCUCAAUACGAUUCAUGAACGCAGUGUCCCUCCGGACCUUGCACGGAUCGCCGUUACCUGCAACGACGUAAAGCCUUUCCCUCCUCCAUCGACAGCGGAGCUCGUGGACGAGUAUCUCUAUGAUUACUUCAAUGUCACUAGGUUCAUCUUCGGCAUACUGACAACGGAACCUGAUGCCGGAUGUCAGUAUUGGCCGGUCACUCCACCUGAACGUUUCCAAGGUCCUUGGAAUCAUGUGUUGAGGAAUCCAAUUCUGAUUCUAACCAGUGCGGCCGAUCCUCUGACACCAGCUGGAAAACAAGUACACGAAAUGCUAGGCUCCUCCUCGCGGUUGUUGAUACGCAGUGGGCCUGGCCAUGGGUCGUUUUCUGUUCCGUCAUUAUGCGUGGCGAACUUCACGACGUCAUUUUUCGAGCGGGGUAUCUUGCCACCCGAAGGAACAGUCUGUCCACUUGAAGGCCCUCUCUUCCCCGAAGUUGCCAAAGUUCGAGACUCUAGAGUAGAUGCACGGAGUGGCCACGGCCUCAGUUCGUGAGAUGGGAACUCCUCUUCAAGUCAGAGGCGCUGGUUAUGACAGAUUGCUGUUGUGUUGCUUGAUGUUAUUUUGUGCUGCUGGGGCUCUUGGGGUCUACAUCUGUUCCUCGAUACCUCAUGCAGUCUGCGCCGCGUGCGACUCAAUGAAUGAAUGAAUGAUUUGUGCUACUUGACAACCUAGGUCAAUUGGUCCGACUUGGUCCGCCGUCAACUUUACUGACAGGACAUUGAUCAUGCCUGUUUUCUUCUAUUUUAGACGUUCAGCUACUUGUCACAAAGCGGUAUCUGACCCAAAGGAGGUCAAGCUGACAGAGCUCUGAUUAUAUGGACUUAAGUUGAGGCGUCACUGAUACGUUAUCCCCUCAGAGAACAACGAUGAGUGGCCCCCAAAGAAAGUCCUGGAACUUCG
Molecule: messenger RNA, 2204 nt
Organism: Somion occarium
Lineage: Eukaryota; Fungi; Basidiomycota; Agaricomycetes; Polyporales; Cerrenaceae
Source: the annotation of a GenBank genome assembly